This is a messenger RNA of Helianthus annuus (common sunflower), 1014 nucleotides long. RefSeq lists its product as uncharacterized. The transcript is spliced from 4 exons. NCBI's taxonomy places the organism in Eukaryota, Viridiplantae, Streptophyta, Magnoliopsida, Asterales, Asteraceae. The record is from RefSeq and is a predicted model, not a curated record. Bases 1 to 1014 code for a protein of 337 amino acids.
AUGGCAGAAAAAAUAUCACAAGGCAAACAUUAUGUUUUUGUUGCUGAGAUUAAAGAGAAAACCAGAGAAGAGAUUCUGGAAGAGAAAACAUACAGAGAAAGAAACAUUGCGUGGAACAAAAUUAAUGAAAUGCAAGAAGAAUAUGAAAAUGCUGUAAGCAAUAAAAGAUGGGACAAGAAGAGAGAAUGCUACGUAAAUAGAAAUGGUGAACCUGUUGUUCCCAAGAAAGACAUAAUUUUUGAUGAUAUUCUUUUAGAAAUCCCUCGAUCUGUCGAAUACUAUACAAAUGUUGGAAAAGAUAAAACGUAUGUAAAAAGGUUUGAAAAACUCCUUAGAGAGGUUAUGACUGCAAGUCUAAGGAAGAAGGAUGAAGAGAGAAUGAAGAAGAAUGUUGAUGAGAUGGUGAAUGAUUUGAAGAAGAUAGCUGAAGAAGUUAAAGUUGAAAAUGUGAAAAUUUCUGAGGAAGAGAAGGUUGAAGAAGCUGAGAAGAAGCUUGAAAGUUCGGUUGAAGUGAAGGAUGAGAUUUUGGAGGUUACUUGUGAUGUUGGUGUUGAUGCAGGUGAUGAGAAGAAGAGUGAUGUUGAUCAAAAGCAGAGGGAAGCAAACAAUGAGAUGCCAAUCACUGAGGGAAGUUCAGAUACCCCUAUCAUUGUGUUAAACCAAGAAAAAGGGAAACUGUUGACCAGUGAAGAAGAAAAAGAAAAAGAAGCUGGGUACUUUACAGAAGCCAUCAAGAAAAUGGAUCUAAAUGAAGAUAGCUCAGUGAAACUUCAAAACCUUGUCAAAAAGGUAAUACACAAAUCAGCAUCACCAAACACAUCAGCAGUUAUGACAGAUAUUGAGCUUGAACAAAGAAAAAGGCAAGAGCUGCUUGAACAAGAAGCUGCAGAAGACAUAGCUGCAGCAAAUGAAAUCAUACAAAAGGCCUUCAAUCAAAUGUCAGCUGAAAACUCAGAAGUAGCAAAAGGUCAGAGUAUUGAUCAUACUGAAAACUCUAAACUAUCAAAAGCUUAG